Hippocampus zosterae (dwarf seahorse) is the source of this 3822-nucleotide messenger RNA. RefSeq lists its product as uncharacterized. The transcript has 3 exons. Lineage: Eukaryota; Metazoa; Chordata; Actinopteri; Syngnathiformes; Syngnathidae. Gene Ontology annotation, cellular component: nucleus. Gene Ontology annotation, biological process: central nervous system development; regulation of transcription by RNA polymerase II. The record is from RefSeq and is a predicted model, not a curated record. The coding region runs from base 156 to 1622 and encodes 488 amino acids. Gene Ontology annotation, molecular function: DNA-binding transcription factor activity, RNA polymerase II-specific; RNA polymerase II cis-regulatory region sequence-specific DNA binding.
UCCGGUCACGUCUGAAACACCGGAAGUUACACAUGCUAGCAAGGGAUAUUGCUCAUACAAAAAUGCGAUUCUCUCUAUUUCAUUCGUCGUGCUUCUCGUACAGUUAUCUUUAAGGAAAGUAGACAGUGUACAUUAAGUCGAGUUACUGCAAAUUGAUGGACAAAGACAAGAGUAACGACACUCCUGACCAAAGCAAUUGGAUGGAGAUGCACCAGUUUAUCGGCGACCUCCUGAUGUCUGGGAGCUCCUCAAAGGAGCAGCCCGACGUCAUGAACGUGUGGAGCUUGUUAAGUGGGGACACGCUCCAACAAGCCCGACCGAUGCACGACAAGACCGAGGCGGCGCUGAGGAAAAACACGACCAGAGACGAUAUGCGCCAUGUCUGCACCUGCCCUGGCUGCCCUUUCUCAUCUCCCAGAGCUUCGUCUUUACUUCCAUGCUCGGAGACUCGAAAAGAGCAAGGCACCUCCUCCGCCUCCACCUCCACCAGUGCUCCUCUCCCACUGAGUUCGCAUGACGGCUGCCCUGAACCUGGCAGCUCAUCUGAGAGCAGGCCAAACCCGGAAACUCCGCCAUGCCGACUAGCCUCCUUGAGCCAGUUAGCCUCCGUAUUCCCUUGCUCUGCCUUCUGCCAUACGCACCACCACUUCCACCACCGCCACUGCCCUAUAAGCACGUGCCUGGCAUACCCACAAUCUCCCUUCCCCUGCCUGGCAUCUUUGCAGGCCCGCCUGAACCAUCGCGCGCCGGAGGAGCGCAGCCGCCCGCCGACGGCCCCCUUGUCCCACCUCUGCAUGCACUGCCCGGCGUCCUUCUCCAGACCCUCGCAGCUGCUGCAGCACCAGCGUGCCGAGCAUGCCCAAAAGUCUUCCGGCUUCCUGUGCACGGAGUGUGGACGCACCUUCAACUCUCACAGCAACCUACGUAUCCACCUCCAUGUGCACACUGGCGCCCGACCAUACACCUGCUCUGAGUGCGGCAAGGGGUUCAGCCAGUCGGGCGCUCUGAAGAUCCACAAACGAAUCCAUACGGGCGAGAGACCGUACUCCUGUGGCUUCUGCGGGAGGGGUUUUCCCCACCUGGCAGGAGUCCGAGCUCAUCAGAGGAUCCACACAGGGGAGAAACCUUACCGCUGCAGCCAGUGCGGCAAGUGCUUUACCCAAUCAGGAGCCCUCAAGAUUCACAUACGCAUCCACACCGGCGAGCGGCCGUUCAUCUGUAACAUCUGUGGAAAAGCCUUCUCCAACCGCUCGGGCAUCCGUUUCCACAACCAAACAGUCCACGGUCUGACCCCGGAGCAGGCAGGGCCCACGGGGGCCACGCUCGGGCGUCCUCGCACUUAUCCGCCCGCUAAUCUGAGCACUCCUCACAACCCUGACGGCAAUGCUCCGUCGGAGACUGGCAGUCUGUCUGGAUUCGCAUUGCUUGGUGGGACCGCUGGCAAGGGUCCGACGGAGAGAGAUAGCACAAGGCUGAUUUACGCGUGCGAGGACUGUGGCCUGCGUUUUAAAGACGCACCUUCACGGAACAGACACCAGACUGUGGCACACUACUCUGCAGAGGAGGGGGCUCCCAAAGACGGAAGCACAAAUGAGGGUAUCAGUCAUGACAGUGGAGACUAAGUUUUGCAUUCAAGGUACAACUCCAAAUUGUUGCCAAAUGACAUUUGUUACAAAAAAAAACAAAGUAUUGCUGAUAGUUAUGCAGCAAACCUGAAAUAAAUGUAUGAUUGCUUCAUAUUAUCACAUCCAACAAAUUGCUGAAUAGUUUUGAAAUCGGAAGCCAGUAAAAACAGUUUGAUGGUGACAAAAAUGGUUAUAAUAUCUGAAUGUUUUAAAUCUGAAAACAAUUUGCGCUUUUGGUAUUUUAGCAAAAAACAUGAGGUCAACGCACAUACUGUAAUUUGCUUUUGCGGGCUGCAUAAAGUCACAUGGUGGGCCAGAUCUGGCCCCCGGGCUUUGAGUUUGACACCAGUUCUCUAGUGGUAAUCAAAACCGUCACUGAAUUGAAUAUUCAAACUGUGCACAAUGUGAUUGAAAUCCAGCACAGUGGAUUUGGCAGGUACAGUCCAGUUGAUUUCAACUUUUGAGUGCAAUACAUUGCCAUUUAAUCAUUUAGAAAUAUUGUCUUCAUACUUAUUGUGCUCAAAAUCAUACUCAACUUUAAUGUGGAAUACUUUUUAAUGUAUUAUUUAAGCAUGUAUCCCUUUUUUAUUUAAACACAGUAUUAACGCGCAAAAUGUGCAUGUUACAGUAUCUUACGGUAAUAUUAAAUAUUGUUAUUUUAGGAAUAAAACCUAUAUCUUGCUUUUGAUUAGUACUCAGCCAUUCUACACGAUGUUGUAGAAUUGUCAACAUCAUGGUAAUUGGAGAGCAAAGCUUUAUUUAUUUUUGUGAUACUUGGUGUGAAAAAUGUGAGAACCACUCGUUCAAUGUUUGGCCUUUGUGCGCUGUUAAAUUGCGGUGGUGGGGGGGGGGGUGUUCAUGGAGUUUUACAGUAUUAUUGUGGUAAAAGUGAGCCUCGUUUUCAACCUUUUAUUGAAUGCAGGCAUAACAGUGAAACAUACAGUACAUGUGAGCUAUUAGCCACAGCUCACACCCAAACGCUCGAAUGAAGACUUGCCAAUGCAUACCUGUCAACUCAUACGGUUUAGCCAUAGUUCAUACGGAUUUUCUGGUGAAUCUUACGUAUAUGGCCGUAUCGCACAAAUCAUACGGAUUCUGAAAAUUUCCGUUUUUUUUUCACCAACUCCAAAUUAUUUGGAGUUGGUGAAAAAAGUAACGCAGGAAUACAACUCUGAACACAGUAAUGCCACUAAGUAGAAUGACGAUUAGACAUUAACCAGACAUUCUAUUAUGGAGAUCUACAAUAAAUAUGAUUGAAAAUUAUGUGGGGGGUUUUCUGCCGUUAUUUUGACAUAUAAAAUGCUUUGGUAUGUUAUAAGGAUUUUUUUGCUCUUUAUAAGGAUUUUUUUUUGCUAAUUUAUGCAGGUUGGCGCUCCGAAAAGUUGACAGGUAUGCCAAUGUCACAUGCCACCCACCAAGUCCCGCCUCUUAAUUUAUUCAAUCCCAGCCAUUUGCAAUGGAGAAACCCCCUCAAUCCCAGCGUUUUACCGGAUUUUGACUGAUCCUGCAAGGCCCCCAGAAUAUUUGGUUCUUAUGCCAUAUAAACAUGGAGCCUACCAAAAUAAAGUUUGGACUCUCUUCUUUCAGCAGGAAAAAUGUUUCUACUAUCUUUUUCGAUUCUUCAGCAAUCACUAUUACAAAAUGGCUACGUUUCAUGAAAAUUGCGAUUCCUAGGCAAAAAACAGAAAAAGAGCUUUUUGUAAAAGCAUGCAUUUCAAUCACAUGAGGCACCACUGCCACCUACUGGUCGCUUUUUUCCCAACAGACCCUCCUUCUCUGACACAAAAAAAGACUUAGACGUACAAGUAGUCCUUGGUAGGCGGGACCUAAUUUUAAAAAGACGUACAAGUAUGUCUUGUGGAAUGAAAGAGUUAAAGCUACAUGCCUUUAUAGUGUUUAACAAAAAUUACAAUAUGUAUUGUAUUUCCUGUUAUGUUUGCAUUUUUCAUUGUAUUCAAAUAUGUUCAUAUUGUGUUUUAGUAAGGUUAAACGUGUUGUUCGUUUUUUUUAUAGGCUCAAAUUUUAGCCAAUUGCAAGUGGGUCUGGGAUGCCUCCGAUAUGAUAAACAAGGUUCACUGUACAGUAUUCAGUUCAGUUUAUGUAAAAAAAAAAAGGGGGGAUUAGAUGGGUGGAGAAAACCUUGUUAAACCAUUUUAAAAAUGAACAUUUUCAGAACACAUUUUCCUCCCAUAGUGAC